This is a messenger RNA of Contarinia nasturtii (swede midge), 1320 nucleotides long. RefSeq lists its product as uncharacterized. Lineage: Eukaryota; Metazoa; Arthropoda; Insecta; Diptera; Cecidomyiidae. The coding region runs from base 189 to 1142 and encodes 317 amino acids. The transcript is spliced from 3 exons. The record is from RefSeq and is a predicted model, not a curated record.
GGGAACCGUGCUUGAGUGGGAAUCAUUUAUUUGAGCUCUGUGCUGGCAGCUUGUAAUCAGUUGUUCGUUGAUUUUGGAUCGUACAGUUUGUAUUUGGCCAUCACAAUUUUCUGUUCGAUAUUUCAAUUUUAACCAAUUAGUUAUUAUCUGUUGUGCGUUUUGCGAAUAAAGUGCAAAGAAUUCACGCGAUGCUCAAAUACGUGGUGAAUAUUUGUUUAAUCAUAUUUUUUUGCGUCCAUUUAAUCAAUGCGGAUGCAGAAAAACAGAGUCGACGCACCAAACGACUCGGACCUGGCGGUCGUAAUGUUUCAAAUAAAUUUAAAAAAGAAGUAUGGAAACAAGAUAUUGGCGAUCAAUUCCAAAUAGAACCGUCAACACAGGGCAUUCAAAAUGUGCAUUUAAAAUGUGGUUCGAAUUCAAUGUUUGUAAAAUUAGAAACAGAUGCCGAUUUCAUGGGGGUCAUGUACACCAAAGGCAAUUUCUAUGAUCAAACCAGUUCACCAUGUUUUGUGCAAUCGAAAAAAGGACGUGGUGCACGAAAUCUUUCGAUGCGAUUUACAUUCGAACAGUGCAACACAAAAUAUGACGGAGAUGUAUACACCAAUACGAUUAUUGUACAAAAUGAUCCGGAAUUAGUAACGCCCGGUGAUGCGGCGUUUGCAUUGCAGUGCGAUUUCCGCAAACCAAGAGGAUUAAACGUUGAAGCCAACUAUGAAACGAACAGUGACAGAGCGGCGUCAGGAGCACGAAUUAUAUUAACAAGCCCAGAUCCCUCGAGUAAUAAUGCACUACCAGAUACAGAACACGAAAACACAAUAUUUAGCGAAACCGAUACAGAUACAGUUACAUUUAAUGCACAUGACAAAGAAACGGCGGCAGCAUCCAAUGGUGAUAAUGAUUCAUCGACCGAAAGCGAUGAGUCAGCAUCGACUGUACAGUCACAAUCUGAUCGGCAGAAAGUUAAAAUCACCAUCGAUUCAGUGCCACCGUAUGAAGAAAUUCAAUCGACAAACACGAAUAACGAUAAAGAUAACAUUGAGUCGGUUAAUCACGUCGAUAUUGAAGAAAGUGAAAGAGAUUCGAUUGAACACACAAACGAUAAAGCGUUCGAAGAAAAACGUGUGAAAAAUGAUGAACUCUGAAUCAAACACAGAAAAUAUUGCUGUUUAUUACACUUAUUCUCUCAAUUUAAAGAAACAAAAAACAAUUUUAAUAGGCAAUAUGUGAAAUUAUCCAAAAUGAAUGCAUUUAUUUUUAAGACUAAAUUAUUCUUUUCUUUUUCUUCUUGUGUUUUUUUUUUUCUCUUUUCUUCUUCUUUUA